UGACAACUCGCCACCUGUCCAUCCCCCCCACAACUCGGCAUCUCUCCAAUGACGUCUUGAGAUUGGAUACUUUCCUUCCUCGUCGUUUACCUCUUCUCCUCUCUCCAUCCACAUCCACUGCCGCCUCUCCACCUUCACCCACCUCCAUUUCCCACCACCAUCACCACCACCACCAAUGGUGUUUUUGGUGCUGUGCUGCCAUUGCCAGACCCAGUAUCAAUCCACACUUCUCAACUUCAACCACAACAAUGGCGUCUCUCACUCCUGGCGUCCUCUCCAAACUCCUCCAAAAUCUCGGCAACACUGUCGCCGGAGACCACCGUUCCCCCCUCUUACAGGUCAUCGGAAUCCUCCCCUCUCUCCUCGAUGCCGAUCCUUGGAAAACCAACGGUUUCUUCUUGAGAGUCUCCGAUUCCAUGCACUCUGCCUAUGUUUCCAUCUCCGAUGACGAUGUUGAUUUGAUACUCAGCGACAAGAUCCAGCUCGGCCAGUUCAUUCACGUGGCUCGGCUCGACUCGGCUUCUCCUGUCCCGGUGCUCCGCGGCGUGAAGCCGCUCCCGAGGCGGCGAGCUUGCGUCGGAGAACCCAAGGAUUUGAUUUCGAGCGAUUCGCUGCCGAUUCGGACGAAAGUUGAUUUCUCUGAGAAGAAGAAGAAGAAGGGGUCGAAGAUCGUGAAGAGAGCGGAGGCGAACACGAAGAUUCGGAGGUCGGUGUGUGAAGAUUCGAAGCCGAAUCGGCUUUCGAUCGAGAAUGGGGAGUCGAAGAGGUCGAGGUUGGAUUCGGUGCGGAGGGGAUGGGAUCGAAUUCCGAGUACUACGAGGAAUCCACAACUUGUAUCGCGUGUGAAAUCGAAAGAAACUACCAAUUCUUCUAAUUCUCCUUCUGAUGUCCAGUCCAGUAGGAAGGCUUCUUCUGAAAAAGAUUCAGCCAUGACGUGUCUCAAUUUGAGCAUUUCACCACUUAAAAACAAAAAUCAGAACAUUUCACAGAAGUCAAUAAGCAAACUUGUAGAAAAAGAUUUGAAAUCAUCAUCUAAUGGUCCUAUACCAAGCCAUCUCACUAAGGUGCCCCUCAGUUUCAGAACUUGGUCAGAUCAGAAGAAAGAUUUCGUGGGAUUUGCUUCCGCAUAGUAUUCAUGAUAUCGGGAAGGAAGCUAUGGGUCAUAGGAAUCUUGCAUUUUUGGCUGCUGUGCAUGCACUGGAAGAAGCAUCAGCUGCAGAGUGUGUCGUCCGAUGCAUGAGUUUAUUUUCUGUAUCCAGCAUGUUUGAAGAACUGUGCCAGUCUUCUCAGAAAGGUUCUGCAGGUCAACUAGUAGAGCAAUUUUUAAACCUUCACAAGGGUAUGAAGAAAGCAGCAGCCAUUGUCAAUACCUUACUCGGCACAAGUUUUCAGGAACCAAAAACCAGUGCUUACUCAAAGCGCCCACUCCCAGAAAUCUGUGAAAAUUUCCCCAAUAAGAAUGCCGCGUCGUGGGUUCUAGCUGCUGUGGAGACUGAUCUUUCUAACUUCUGUUUGUUCAGAAAGGAAGACGAGAGUGAAAAUUCAAAAGAUGAGAAAUCUCAUUUUGUUGUCUUGGACAACAAGUCUAAAAAAGCUCAAGACAAGAACCAUUCACCUCAAAAUAAGCGCAGCCCUGGUAAUCAUGGAAGCUCCUUAUCAGAGUCACGCGCAAAAGCGACACCACCUACACGGAAGCGUCUCUCGACCAUGAAAAAAGCAGAAACGGAAAAGGAGUGGUCUAAAGGGAGUGGGUUGAACGAGGCAGCUAGUUUAGCAGAAAAACUGCUUUUAGUAUCUCGAACAUGGUUCUUGGACUAUUUAGAGGAUUCCUUAAACAAGGGAUUUGGAUUGAAGAUCGGGGAAGCGGACUCUGAAAUUGCAAGUCUCCUUAGGCAGCUUAAAAGGGUUAAUCAAUGGUUGGAUGACUCGGUUACAGAUGGAAUUGGGACCGAUGGGAGAAUAGAAGGCUUACGGAAGAAGUUAUAUGGAUUCCUAUUGGAGCAUGUUGAUUCUGCUUUUGUUGCAACUAGUUAGUUAAGGUACAGACUGACCUUCAUUGGGAUAUAGUUAAUAAAUUACUGACCAAGUUCAAAUUGAGAUAUGAUUGCUAUACAGUUAGAAGAGCUUAGAAUAGCGCAAAAGCUUCUGAAACUUUCUGAUUUUGUUUUUUCCAACUGUAUUUGUAACUUCCACUGAUUAAGAAAAAAAAAAUCAGUCACAGAAGACUUUGUUGUAAAACCUUACAUUAUUCAAGUGUAUAGAGGAACUCAGAAGUUCAUUCGGUUCCUUUGA
Molecule: messenger RNA, 2292 nt
Organism: Camellia sinensis
Lineage: Eukaryota; Viridiplantae; Streptophyta; Magnoliopsida; Ericales; Theaceae
Product: elongation factor 1-delta, putative (DUF936)
Source: RefSeq, a predicted model, not a curated record